Molecule: messenger RNA, 2018 nt
Organism: Branchiostoma belcheri (Belcher's lancelet)
Lineage: Eukaryota; Metazoa; Chordata; Leptocardii; Amphioxiformes; Branchiostomatidae
Product: yrdC domain-containing protein, mitochondrial-like
Exons: 5
Coding region: 136-885 (249 amino acids)
Biological process (GO): regulation of translational fidelity
Cellular component (GO): cytoplasm
Molecular function (GO): double-stranded RNA binding; tRNA binding; nucleotidyltransferase activity
Source: RefSeq, a predicted model, not a curated record
ACAUUUUCCCUACCAGCUCAAAUAUGGCGGCAAGGAGCUGAUGAAAACACUCUUUCUAUUGUGCAAGCGAACUUUUUCCCGUCUGGCAGCCGAAUCCCCGGACACAUUCCAGCCAAAUUCGACCAGCAGAAGCGCAUGAGCACCGUCUUUCUACCGACAAGGAUUCUAGCUCGCAAUUUCGCCGGAAUUUCCAGAAAAAUGGCCAAAAUCAUCAAGCUCGACGAUGACAUGAUCGAGAAGCAGCUGUCGAUGGCUGCGAAGAGCCUGCAGGCAGGGAACAUCAUCGCCGUGCCGACGGACACCAUCUACGGCCUGGCGGGGCUGGCGCAGUCCACCGAGGCCGUGGAGCAGAUCUAUGCCAUCAAGGGCCGCAACACCAGCAAGCCCAUCGCCAUCAGCGUCGCAGAGGUCACCGACAUUCCAAGAUGGGCGCGGCUGACAGUCCCCAUGGAGCUGCUCCAGGACCUCCUGCCCGGCCCGGUAACCGUGGUGAUGCAGCGCACCGCCGCCCUCAACACCAACCUGAACCCGAACACGGACCUGGUGGGCAUCCGUGUGCCGCAGCACAAGUUUAUGAGACAGCUGGCAGAGACCUGCAUGGAGCCCAUCGCUCUCACCAGCGCUAACACCUCAGCUGCUGGGAAUACUAUCGACAUACAGGAGUUUGAGAACCUGUGGCCGCACCUGGACCUGGUCCUGGACGGGGGACGGCUGGAGACCACUCAGGCCGUCCGCGAGGGGUCAACAGUGGUGGACCUGUCUGUGGAGGGGCAGUUCAGAGUGCUGAGAGUCGGAUGUGCAUACAUGUCUACAGUUGACAUCCUGGCCAACAAGUACGACCUGACAGACAUCACAGAGUACGUCAUCCCCAACGGCGUCCACUGAGCAUGCUCAAACCCAGCCACAAACAAGCCACACACUCCUAACAUACAUCCUACUGGGCACGUGCAGACUUCGUAUAAGGGCGGUGACCAAAGGACGAAAUUAGCUCACAAACAAAAGAUGGGAAGAUUCCGAUUGAAUGACAGUAUUAGGGCGGCCGCUAGCCUUCACGCAAGUGUCUAAAAGCCACAGAACGUCCAUUCCAUGCCGUUCUGUCACCCACAGAAAGACGAUGCAACUCCAUAUACGCAAUAUCUACCCUCUACCCGGCUUCAGAAGUGGCUGGAAAGAGUUGAAAUUGGCCGAAUAGAGAGAUAAUAUGCCAGCGGAGUUGGAGGUGGCAAAUGUACUACUUAGGGUACUAACUCCCUUGGCAUGCUGUCUUGUCUAUUUGGUCAAUUUCUACUAUUUUCAGCCACUUCUGAAGCCUGGGCAAUAUUGGCUAGUCACACCCUUGACUAGUCGUGCUGACAAAUGUUACCGGUAUUCUGAAACCAACUUUCUGGAGCGUACCAUCUUUCUCAUUUGGGGGUGACAGGACUGGCCUCUAUAGGAAGGUUUAUGUAUUGAUUCCACAAAUAAUUUCCAAUGAUUUUCCUCUUCAAUAUCCACAAUGAGUUCAGCUAAGCCAAAGGGUAGUGACAAGACAAGGGAUAAUAUCACAAUUUUGCAGGCUAUUGAUAAUACGUUAAUAUGCAUUGUAAGAAGGCAGAGAAACCUUACAGAUGUGUCAGUAACAAGAGCCGUAGGCUAGACUAGAUAUUUUGAAAUGCUGGCAACAUCUUGGAGAUGAUCCCUUGCCUCAAUUUUCACUGGCACAGAUUUGUUCAAAAGCCCUUGCAGGGCUGCAAAGCAUCUUUUCCAUCACCACUUUGGUUGCUUCUUGAUGGUGGAAAAAAGUGUGAUGUUUCCAAACUUGAGAUAAGAGAGAAAGAAGUUUAUUUGUAGUAGUCAUUCCUAUAUUACUUACUUGUGUAGUACAUGUGGAAAGGUUAUACAUAUAUCAUGUUAUGAAGUGGAAUUUCUACACUGAGCCCUAGUGUUAGUAAUAAUGAUUGGUAAACUUGCUUAUAGGUAUGCUGAAAGAGUUCUUGCUUGAAGAUAACAUGCUGAUUUAAAGGCAGAAGAUAGAAUGA